AUGCGUACUGAGGUUAUCAAAGCGGACAGCAUUGAUGCGGCUGCUGAGCGGAUUCUUGAUGAGCUCAAGGAAGACGACGCUACUACUGCUCGAAGCAUCAGCAGCAGGAACAAUGUCAUCUACUUCGACGGCUGGGACGGGCUGGGUGCAUCCGCCGUCCUCCGAGCCGUGGCCCAGCGCCUCACCGUGGCUUCGUCCGAGGCCCCGGCAGGACUGCAGUUUGAUCAGAUCAUCCACAUCGACUGCGCCAAGUGGGAGAGCAGGAGAGCACUUCAGCGGGCGAUCGCGGAGCACCUGAAACUCCCUGCCCAUGUGAUGGACAUGUUCGACACGCAAGAUGCAGAGGACGAUUACAACGGGGUGGCCAAGGAGUCUCGUGCUGAGAUACCACAGAUCGUCAGGGAGAUGUAUGGACACGUAACUAAAGUCCUGUUGAUUUUCCACAAUGGGAGCGACGAGGAGAUCGACAUGGCCAGUUUCUGUGGCUUCCCUCUGUCCGGAUACUCAACCAACAAGAUCCUGUGGACAUUCCAAGGGAGAUUUCGGAUGUGCCCCAGGAUAAAAGUUGAUAGGGCCUUCAACAAGGACACCGCACAAGGGGCUGCCACUGAUGUUUUCCUCUCAGCGGUUACAGAGCGAGAAUCACAGGUGUCGUACCUUGUGCUACAAGAGGCUGCAGACCUAGUAGCUGCAGUUGCAGCAGGCAAGAGCAAUAACGGCCAUGGCCUUGUUGGCUCUGGCGGCAUCAUACAGAUACAGCUACAACAGGGACACAGUGACAUCGGCAGUGAUGAAGAUGAUGACGCACCAUGGCAAGCUGCUGAUAAUCUGCAGCGUGAGAUGCUAUUGGAUGUGGAAUACUGGCGACAAUCUUUGCCCUCUUGCCUGGUAAGGUGUGGGGACAGAAUUGCCAGCAUGCCAUACUGGACCUCACCACCUCACGAGGCUCUGCUUUCCCCACUCGGAGGCAUGUUCCAGCAAUUCGACAAACUUGGCGUGCUGAAGCUGUCACGAUGCACCUUCAGCUUCUUGUCACCUCCAUUUCACUCAUGCAACAACCUGAGGGUUUUAUGGCUCGACCACUGCAAGGACCAAGUAAUCUUCAUGGAUGGGGCUCCAGAGGACGUCCGCCGAUUAUUCCAGAGGUUAUGGGUAUUGGACGUUUGUUACUCACGCUGUGACCGGAUCUUGUCUGCUCAGAUGAUUGCUAUGAUGACUCAGCUCAGGGAGCUUAAUGUGGUGGGAGCCCAUGAUUGGGAUAUCGGCCAGCUGCAGGGCCGACUGCCUAACAUCCGCAAGCUCCGAGUGACAAAGUCAACAGUAGGCUGCAAUAGUUGCUCGGAAAGUAACUUGUUGUUGGGAAUGAACAAGAUGGAGCUUCUUGACUUUUCAGGAAACCGUACCAAGCAAGAAGGAGGUGUAGCAGCAAACUUAUCUGGGAUAAGCACUAGCAGCAACCAGCUUGAGACUGUGAUAAUUAUUGAUGGGUGUGUUGGGAUACAAAAGUUCUCCUUCAGGGGAUGUGCUAAACUGAAGAAUCUGCUGUUGAGUGGAUUGUUUGAGGAUCUCUGUACCCUAGACUUGUCAGGCACAGCAGUCAAAACAUUGGACCUCAGUGCCAUGACAGCCCGAAGCCUGGAUGAGCUCAUUCUGGAUAACUGCGACAAGCUUUGUGCAAUCCUGUGGCCACCAGAAGACAAAAGGAGAAGUGAAGACAAAAGGAGAAGUUACUUAAAGAAGCUGCUCAUUGACACCACCCAAUCAGGAUCAACUUCCAGAAGCGGGGAAGGAAAAUCGAAGGCUGGUAGCACUGCUGCAACAGAAUCUUCAUCAUUAUCAUGGCCCAUGGUACUGGUGCAUGGUGCUCGAGCACCCUCUCAAUUUGAUUGGUAUAUUUCUAUAAAGGACGCAAGGCUGCUCAGGUCAUUUGUGCCAUCUCUUGAAGAAUACUUUAGAAACAAUUGGGUGCACCUGGAGAUUUCCUCUCCAAGAUGUUGUCCCGCAGUCGAUGUUGGCAGUAGCGAAAGUGAAGGAAUGAAGAACCAAACUGGAGAAGAGCCACAAGUAGUGGUAUCAAACAGCCGGCAGCGGAAGCCCCAAUACAAUAAUAAUAAUAAUGGUGCAUCAAUGCAUUAUGCCGAUGUUGCUACCAUCGUAGUUGAGGAACACCUGCUUCAAGGAGGCGAAGGCAAUGGUAAUGAUGCCCCAACCAUCACAAGGACAUGGCCUUGCCCUCCCCCUUUUCCACGUCUAGACUCCUCUGACUGUUACCUGUACACAGAAGACCAGCAGAUGAAGACAAAAACAGACGGUGGUACUAUUGCUACUAUACCAAGUAUUAUAUGUGAUCGUGCUUCCAUCCUGCACGUGCAUGACAGCCUGUACAACACAAGUAUACCCGGGCCUGCGCGAUGGGAUUAUCUACGGUGGUACCGGGUGGAGCGGUGCCCCAGGUUGGACUUCAUCUUUACAGCUCCCCAGUUAUUAGGAGGUGGAAGCAACGUGUGCAUGUGUUGGUACCUAAGAACAUUCUGGGCAUCCCAGCUCCCCAGGACACGCUUCAUGUGGGAUACGAGCAAACUGCCCUUAAGCCAGAUUGAGGACCGUUCAUUUGAGGACCUGACACUGUUGCACCUUGACUUGUGCCCCAGGCUCAUACAUGUACUCCCCUUCUCGUCAUCAGUAUCUAGUUGGCGCUUACUGGAGACCAUCGAGAUUGUGUGGUGUGGUGAUCUCAGGGUGGUCUUCCCAUUAUUAGACACCAACAACACCAGGAGCCACCAAGAGCAGCAGCAGAAGCCACCAGGAGCAAUGAUAACAAUGGUGGAUUUCCCAUAUUUGAAGCAUAUCCACCUGCACGAGCUGCCCAUGAUGGAAAGCAUCUGCGGGCUUGGGAGGAUGUAUGCACCCAAACUUGAGACCAUCAAAAUCAGGGGCUGUUGGAGCCUCAGGCACCUGCCGGCCGCCAGGAGCGACAGAAGCAGCGACAAGGUGGAGUGCGACUGCGAGAAGGAAUGGUGGGAAAGGCUGGAGUGGGACGGGUUGGGCGGCAAGCACGACCCUUGCCUUUACAAGCCGAUCCACCCGCGGUAUUACAAGAAGAAGCUGCUCAGGGGCUCCGUGCUCAUAUGA
Miscanthus lutarioriparius is the source of this 3132-nucleotide messenger RNA. NCBI's taxonomy places the organism in Eukaryota, Viridiplantae, Streptophyta, Magnoliopsida, Poales, Poaceae. The record is from the annotation of a GenBank genome assembly.